Rosa rugosa (rugosa rose) is the source of this 1020-nucleotide messenger RNA. RefSeq names its product CBS domain-containing protein CBSX3, mitochondrial-like. The record is from RefSeq and is a predicted model, not a curated record. The transcript has 6 exons. Lineage: Eukaryota; Viridiplantae; Streptophyta; Magnoliopsida; Rosales; Rosaceae. The coding region runs from base 146 to 754 and encodes 202 amino acids.
AGUAGGUUUUGUCAAGUAAGAGAUGACCGUAUGAUAACAUGACUUGCUGCUACAUCCUCUGCUUCAUAACCUUACCCCAUCAUCCUUCAUCGGGGAAGUUUCAAUCAUUUUUCCGCAGCUUUCUUGUUUGCCAAAAGGAAUAAAAAUGCAAGGAAUUGCUAGGGCUGUGAGAUCAUGCCAUGAGAUACUCAAAGCUGCAGCUUUGGAGCAUUCCUGCAGGAGACGAAUUGCUUGGGUAGAAAGGUUAGGUUCAAGUUGUAAAUGGGUUACCUCUCCAGCCCUAAAAGGAUUGGAGAACGUGACUGUGGAAGAUGUACUGAUGAAAAAGAGCGAAGAAACUGGACCUUGGCUCUGGUGCCACACAAAUGACACUGUUAUUGAUGCUAUAAAAAAUAUGGCUAAAAACAAUAUCGGGUCAUUAGUUGUACUAAAGCCUGGAGAGCAACAAUAUAUUGCAGGAAUCAUCACAGAAAGAGAUUAUGUGAGGAAAAUAGUUGCACAGGACAGAUCACCCAUGUACACUAGGGUUGGAGAGAUUAUGACUAAUGAGAACAAAUUAAUAACAGUGACAUCUGACACAAACAUUCUUCAGGCAAUGCAACUUAUGACAGAGAAUCAAAUUCGGCAUGUACCGGUCAUAGAUGGCAAGCUAGUUGGCAUGAUUUCGAUCAAAGAUGUUGUUCGAGCAGUAGUGGAGCAGCAAAGCGGGGAAUUGAAGCAACUAAAUGAGUACAUUAGAGGAGAUUACUAUUGAAGCUCAUAGCAAUUUCAUUUUAUGUUCACCAAGAUCACUGUAAUAAAACAUAAGCACAAACUUGAAGCUACUUCCCACAUAAAAGUUUUCUAGUUCAACACAUACAGUGGACUUCUAUUUUAGAUAGUGAAGUGCAGAAUAGGAAAAAUGGUUUCCAGCAAUUAUGUGAUGGGCUCACCUUGUUUUUCAUUUUCCAGACCACAUUUCAAAGCGCCCAAUCCAAUCUCUGCAAAUCAGCCGAAUGGUUCUGAAGAACCUGCAUGCAA